GGGAUGCCUCCUACCCGGAAGUGAAAGUCAAGCGAUGGGUGACGGACAGCUCAGCGCUAACAGUGACUUCCUGUGUGACAGUGUGAACCUGCCGCACUGAAACACCCUCCUCCAGAUGUGCACUUAGUUCCUCCGUCUCGGCAGCCGUGCUCCCCGCUCACUCCUCAGCCUCCUGCCUGUCAGCUAGUACCGGUGCCGGACUCCAGUUCCUUCCAGUGGGUGCCUGUCCGUCCUCACCAUGAACACGGCUCUGUCUCGGGCUAAUUCCCUGUUUGCCUUCUCCCUGAGUGUGAUGGCCGCCCUCACUUUCGGCUGUUUCAUCACCACCGCCUUCAAAGAUCGUGUGGUGCCAGUCAAUAUCCAUGUGUCCAGGGUCAUGCUGUGAGUGCCCUCUCUGUGUAUUCUCUGCAUUCCAUAGCAUGGUGUGCAUGCAGCUCCAUUCAUCUGAUCAUCACCUGGACUGCAUUGCAGGCAGCAGCUUCACUGUGUGUUUUGUAUGGCUGGCUGAGCAUCAUGGGGAAUGGCGCUGACAACAGCUGGAGCUCCAACCAUUUAGCUGUCACUCACACCUGGUUGGCUAUGCACCAGGGGAAAUGUAGUCCACAGCUGCUGGUGUACCAAGAGCUCAGCAGUCAUUCUCAUUGAAGAGUUCUGUGUGUGUAGAGCAUAUUGUUUUAUUAUUAUUAUUUUAUUAUUUAUAUAGCGUCAGCAAAAUUUCGUAGCGCCGUACAGUGGGUUUUAUAAUUUGGUUUGGGUAUUUAUCAAGCCAGGCAUUUUGGAGAAUUGACCAGGGAAUUGCUAAAUUUUUAGGCUAAGAAAUAAACAAAGUGGGCAAUAAAAUCUCUCAACUAAUCUUCCAUCUUGGCUAUUUUAGCCUAAUAUUUGAAAUUCUCUACUUAGUGGUUAACCAAUCCUCAUCUGUACUGCCAAAUAGUCAUAAAUUAUAGUCUUGUAGUUCCAAAAUUGGGCUUUCGGAGUUUGGUCGAUCAUUUUUUGAAAGUGUAAAAUGGAUUUGGUUACGUAGCUGGAGCAUCAUACAACUUAUUUUAUUUUUAUAACAUUUACGUUACUGAAUUAAUUUGUUUGUGAGAAUGCUGCAGUUUUGUCAGUUAAAUUAUAGAGCUAAUGUUUGCAAAUCAUGUCUUAAAUUAUCUUAAUACUUAGUUGAGUAAAUCAAUAACACCAAUAAUUCCCAAACCCACUAGAGCCUGAACUCUUAUUCUCCAGCCUAUUAUGCCUGUAUAUCCACGAUAAUAGUCUUUCUCUGUUUGUGGUUAUUGUGCAUUUAUUACUUUGUUAUUUUGCUUGCAAGUCUUUUCCUGGUAUCUGCUAUCUCUGUAGUAUUACAUCAAUUGUAUUAAAGAAACACACUACGGCCCAUAUUCGAAAAAUAUAUAAAUCGGUGUUUAGUAGCUACACCACCAAUUAAUACAUGCAUGUAUUCAAUGAUGGUAUAUCUUAAAACCGUUUGCAAAAGCUGCAGCUCUUACAAGCUCUCCCCUUUUUCUCUGGAAUAGACUUUCAGUUAGAAGCCUUUGAAUGGCUCCACCUGUGCAGGGGCAUAUCCCCAUAUCACCCCCCUAAAUCUAGAAAUAAUUUAUGAACUGUCAUUAUUAUGGGAUACUCCUCACCCAUAAAGCACUUCAGUAAGCUGAAGUACUUUAUGGGUGUAGAGUGGUCCUUUUUGGCACUCUGCACCAAGUUCCCCAGUUUUUUCCCCAUAUUUUUAAACUUGCAAUAAAAGGAUUAAAACUUUCCUGGAAUUCAGCAUCAAGCUAAGCCCUCCACAAUGGCGACCACAUGCCAUGUUGAUAGUCAGAUCAAAUGCUUUUAAUAGAGGAGUGUUGUUGGAUCACUAAACGAUACAAUGCACAUGCCACAUGUUCAUGAACGGCGAGAUUAGCGGUGUAUAGCUCAUCUUACCAGUCACUGAAUAGGGAACAGAGGGAGAGCCCUACAGAGGGUGGUGGGCAAUGAGCUGGCUGGAGGGAGAUAACGUCUGCUGAGACGUUUUCACACAGAAUUAAUAGUAGACUAAGUGUAAUUACACCCCUGCACAAAAUGACAGAUAUCUCAGUAUAGGCAGCAUUUCAAGUUGAAACGCUGCAUAUACACAUUACUACUACUACGACUACUUCGAAAAGUAGAAGUGGUCAUGGUGAUUGUAGUAAUCCUUUAAAAUGUUAGAUUUGAGAAAAAAAAAUUAAUAAACUCAAAACGUAGCCACAUACGUGCACUUGUUUCCUCUGAGGUUUCACAACCUGCAUACAUACUUGAAUAUUCUCAUAAGUCAUAUGCCAUAAUUUGUAGACUACUUUACAUAGUAAUUUUGUGAGCAUAUCUAUCUUUAUUAACUUAUAGAAAUAAUGGUGGAGUAAAGUGUGAACUGUCUAAUCGUAAGUCAAGCAGGGUUAUUCACUUAAGUUAAAAUUGUCUGGAGUUUCAAAUUUAAGGCCAAAAUAGACAUAGUGGAAAAAAACUUAGUCAGCUGUUCUUCCAGUUUUUGCUACUGUAGCCUUAAAACCCUGUAGGUUUUUAUUUUCAUGCUCUGUAAGCAAUGAUGUCUUUUAUUUGAAUCAGGAUAUACAAAUGUAAAUUUGUUUUCUAGGGGCUUUAAAUAUUUCCCUGACCAAUUAAUUAUAAGCGAGACAAAAUCCUACGCUUGCAUCACUUACAGCUAUUGAUUUUAGAACUCAAGGUCCCGUGUUUGCCAAACCCAUUGUGUAAUACUACCAUCUGUCUCCAACCACAUAUGAACAGUAUUUUAUUGUAAGCUGCUGCCAUUUGUUGAUUCUGAAUAACAUUAAGAAGAUAACAAUUAACCCCUUAAUGGCAGAGCCAAUUUUACAAGUUGGAAACCAAAACAAAACCUGGAAUAAGAGUUGUAAGUCUGUUCAACCAUGGUUUACCUCUUUUUAAUAUAAAGUGUACCACACAAUCCUAUCAUUUUGUUCAGGACAAAUAAGGCUUUAAUUUCACAUUAAAGGGUCACCAGAACAACUACAGCUUAUUGUAUUUGUUCUGGUGAGUAGAAUCAUUCCAUUCAGGGUUUUUGCAGUAAACACUUAAUUUUCAGAGAAAAUUCAGUGCUUACAUUACAGCCUAGGGAUAACUCCACGUGCCACUCCUCAGAUGGCUACCAGAGGUGCUUCCUUGGGAAGUGCCGCACAGUGUGUCCUCCCUCUGCAUGGAGACACUGAACUCUCCUCAUAGAGAUGCAUUGAUUCAACACAUCUAUAUGAGGAGAUGCUGAUUAGCCAGGGCUGUGUUUGACCUGUGCUGGCUCUGCUCCUGAUCUGCCUUCUUGACCAUCUCAGCCAAUCCUAUGGGAUAUUGGCUCAAAACAACACUUCUGAUGAUGUCAGCCAAGAAGACAGACCGGGGGCAGGAUUUAUAGGGUGAGGUAUGUUUUUGCCUCUCUCAUUUGUCUUCUCUGAUAAAUGUGCUCUCUAAUUUGUUAAAGAGCUUACACAAAUGUUACAUAUUGAAUUGCGGUAACAUUGAAUAAAACUGUCUUUCAGAGAAAAUGUUGAAGAUUUCACUGGUCCAAGAGAAAGGAGCGAUCUUGGUUUCAUCACUUUUGAUUUAAAUGCUGAUAUCCUUUUUCAAUAAUUGUUGUUGUGCACAGUGUUUUUAAUCUAUGCUUAUAUAGUAUUUAGGCCAACACGAGAUAUUCUCCAGGCACUCAGUGUUCAAGCCGCAGGCAGUUUUAAUAGAACAAAAAAGAACAGCAACGUUUCGACCUGUUAUGAGGUCUUUUUUGUUCUAUUAAAACUGCCUGCGGCUUGAACACUUUGAGUGCCUGGAGAAUAUCUUGUGUUGGCUUAUCAUUGUGGGAUUGCUGGUCAUGCUCCGGAGGGUGGCUGCUAUCAUUUUUUCUGUAUAGUAUUUAAAUGUUGGCAAACCUAAUCCUACUGAUAACACACCCUUGAGGAAAUCUCAAGGUUACACUUUAUUUAAUGUUCCUAAUGCCUUGGUGCCAAAACGACUGGUGUGUGUGUAUGUGUGUAUGUGUGUAUGUGUAUAUGUGUGUGUGUGUGUGUGUGUGUGUGUGUAUAUAUAUAUAUAUAUAUAUAUAUAUAUAUAUAUAUAUAUAUAUAUAUAUAUAUAUAUAUAUAUAUAUAUAAUAUAAUAUAAUAUAAUAUAAUAUAUAUAUAUAUAUAUAUUAUAUAAUAUAUAUAUAUAUAUUUUACAUGUAAUGCAUUUAACUUUAGUAUGUGUAUUAUAUAUACAUAUCUUAAAAAUUUUAGUUCUAUUUAUCAUCAAGUGUGUGUACGUAUUUUAUGCUAAAAAUAAAUGGAAGAAAAUAUUUCUAGUCAUUCUAUUUUAAAUUCACAUAUACUGUAGAUGUUGAGGAUUUGCUUCUUGGUAAACUCUUUUCCAUUUCUUGUUAUGCCUUUAAUGGCAUUCUAAUUUGUAUACGUUGACAUUUAUUUUUAUGCAUACUUUACACUUUUGAUAUAUGUUCACCCCUUCAUUUAAGGGAAUAGUCCAUUAAAAAAUAUGUAGUAGAUAUCCCAAAGAACAUAUGCCUGUCAUUUGUUUUGACAGUUUCUUUGGGGUUAUAUGAAAUUAUGGUUUGUACUAACUACCGCAAACCCUCCCAUUCUUCCCCAGCACAGACUUUCUGUGGGUGUUCAAUUACAGGUUUCUCAAUGAGAUUUGUAAGGCAGGUUUUGUGGGCAGUACUCAGAACAUCCAGUUUAGAUUUGACAGGGUUUUUAUGUUUAAUCUUUUAAUUCACAACCUUGCCCCUUGUACAGUUCAUAAUGAAUAAUGCUGACAGGCAUGUAUCUCACUUACUUACACCUUUUAUUACCACUCACUAAUCUCUUAAAUUUAAUGUUGUACAAUGUUGCACAUUUUAUUUUAAAUCCCAUAUGUCACCUAAAAACUGUUCUGCAAAGUGUAUACCAUUUCUUUCUCCAUAACAAUAGUGCUUCUAAACUGUCUUUUCUUGUAAUUUACACCUCUAAAUCUAGCAAACAUUACUUUUCUAUAUCUUGUACAUUCGUAUCUUCUUAAAAGGACACUCUAAGUAACAAAUCCACUACAUCUUAAUCUAUGCUAUGGUAAUGUUAACGCAAUAAAUAUUGUAGAAUUUGUGCAUAUUUGGCUUCUGGCAGUGUAAAACAGUGUUUCUAUGUGCAGACGAUUCUAAUGCCAUAAUCCCUUCUGUUUAAUUCUACUGUUCUUGCACUAGUUGUCGUGGCAGCGCAAAGAUGUGUGUUAUCUUGUGCACAUCAAAAAUAUUGAAUUUAAAAAAAACAAUCAAAAACAAAAAAAUAGUGUUUCCGAGGAACUACAAUUUUUACAUAUUUGCCUGAAUCAUGUAUCUAGUGGAUGUCAGACAGCCAGUAGAGACACUACCUUCUUAAAAGGUACCCUGCAACCACUUAUCAUGGCCUCCUCUCCCAUUCCCCACAAUCUCAAUAGAGAGGUUGGUGUUAUAUUUCUGUAUCACCUACCUCUAGUCCAUUGUUGCUCCUCCUCUGCUGUUCACUGAUUUGCCCUGCUUGGGAGCACUUCACCAAGCAGGGCUAACCUCAGUGAAGCCGACAUGCUGACUACUUCUGAACGGAGUGUGUGUGUGUGUGUGUGUGUGUGUGUGUGUGUGUGUGUGUGUGUGUGUGUGUGUGUGUAUAUAUAUAGUAUAUUUCAAUCUACUCGGCAGGGAACAGGCUAUAGACUGCGAAACAUAGAAUGUUAUGGCAGAUGAGAUCCAUUCGGCCCAUCUAGUCUGCCCAGAACCACUACAUUAAUCUGAGGCUCUGACUCAAGUUAUGUAGUGGAUUUACUUUGUUUAGGAUCAUUGUCUUGCUGCAUUACCCAACUUCUGAGUUUCAGCUAGCACACAGCCACCAUAUUAUCCUGUAGGAUAUCUUGAUAAACUUGAGAACUAAUUUUUCUGGAUGGCAAGUGGCUCAGGGAAACUAUAUAGUACCCCUCUAUGUCAAGGUCUUCCUGUUAAAAACCCCUGCAGAUGUCCCUCAGCACUACUCCUCGUCAACUCAUGGGGGAGAAUUAAUGUGCGUGCGCGGAAAAACGCUUUCCUAUGGGUUUUUGCGUGAAGCUGGAUGUCCUCAUGCAUAUCAUAGGACAUCCAGCGUCAGGCGACCAAAAGUCGCCAAACGACCUGGAAGUCCCUCUAGUGAAGUGAUGGUGAACCUAUGGCACGCGUGCCACAGGUGGCAUGCCGAGCCCUCUCUGUGGGCACGCGGCCGUAGGUUCAGCAUCAAUGCAGAGUAGGCACCUGCCUGCCCGAAACGGCAGGCGCCUACUCUGCUUCCUUGUCGGCAGGACCGGAAGCAGGGGGAGGCAUCUAGGAAGCAGCUCUCCUGUCCUCCCUCGAGCUGUGUGGAGCGUUGUUGUGCAUUACCAUGGCAACGCUCCACACAGCAUCGCUCGGGAGGACAGGAGAGCUGCAGGCUCCUGUCCUACAUACUUACCACCACUGGACCACCAGGGAUGGCUGUGUUUCCCCCCCCUCCCCUUCACCAAAGGUAAGAUGAAGGGAGGAGGAGGGGUAGUGGGGUGGGGGAAUACUGAUUCAAUAUGCUUUUUUUAAAAAAAACCAAAACGCUUUUAAUGUAUCUUAAACCCCCCCCCAACAGAGCACCCCUGCCUCCCCACAUACAGCACCCCUCACACAGCACCCCUCACACACACACACACACACACAGCACCCCUCACACACACACACACACAGCACCCCUCACACACAAACACAUACACUGCACCCCUCAAUGCAGUAUAUGUGUGUGUAUUUAGCAGUCUGUGUGUGUAUGUAUUAAGCAGUCGGUGUGUGAAUUUUUUCAGCUGUGUGUAUGCAUUGCAUUUGUUGGAGAUACUAACAAAUAUAAGCUUAAUUUUAUCUAUGAAUAUCAUUAUUUAAAAUGUGUAUAUUUGAACUCUGUGUCUUUUCUAAAACAAAAGAUGUUAACUAGUUCGGACAACUGUACGAGUUGUUUUUUUUUCUAAACUUAAAUCUCAGUAUUCAGGUUUAAUUGCCGUGUUGGCACUUUGAGGAAAAAAAAGUUGUCAUGUGGGCACUCGGGCUCAAAAAGUGCUCAUCACUGCUCUAGUGUCUGUCUGGUAGACCGCUACUAAAGGUGGAGUUAAUCUACAAAGGUAAUUAUUGCAGUUUCUUAAAGCUGCAAUAAUUACCUUUGCAGGGUUAAGGGACCUGGGAAUAUGCACCCAGACACCUUCAAUGAGCUGAAAUGGUAUGGGUGUCUAUAGUGUCCCUUUAAGUUUCAUGAGUCCACAAAAUAUUUUACAGUAGCAUGUCAUGGUGCUUCAAGGCAAACAUCAGGCGCACAACAAUUUUAUUUACAUUUUUCAAAUAAUUAUGGAAUGGUAAAAUGAUUGGAAUGGAUUCCUAGUAGAAACAUAAAUUUUUCUAUAGGCUGGUAAAUUAUUUCGGGAGUAUACAGUUGCAAGAAAAAGUAUGUGAACCCUUUGAAAUGAUAUGGAUUUCUACACAAAUUGGUCAUAAGAUGUUAUCUGAUCAUUAUCUAAGUCACAAUAAACAAUCACAGUCUGCUUAAACUAAUAACACACAAAGAAUGAAAUGUUGCCAUGUUUUUAUUGAACACACCAUGUAAACAUUCACAGUGCAGGUGGAAAAAGUAUGUGAACCCUUGGAUUUAAUAACUGGUUGAACCUCCUUUGGCAGCAAUAACUUCAACCAAACGUUUCCUGUAGUUGCAGAUCAGACGUGCACAACGGUCAGGAGUAAUUCUUGACCAUUCCUCUUUACAGAACUGUUUCAGUUCAGCAAUAUUCUUGGGAUGUCUGGUGUGAAUCACUUUCUUGAGGUCAUGCCACAGCAUCUCAAUCGGGUUGAGGUCAGGACUCUGACUGGGCCACUUCAGAAGGCGUAUUUUCUUCUGUUUAAGCCAUUCUGUUGUUGAUUUACUUCUAUGCUUUGGGUCAUUGUCCUGUUGCAACACCCAUCUUCUGUUGAGCUUCAGCUGGUAGACAGAUGGCCUUAAGUUCUCCUGCAAAAUGUCUUGAUAAACUUGGGAAUUCAUUUUUCCUUCGAUGAUAGCAAUCCGUCCAGACCCUGACGCAGCAAAGCAGCCCCAAACCAUGAUGCCCCCACCACCAUACUUCACAGUUGGGAUGAGGUUUUGAUGUUGGUGUGCUGUGCCUUUUUUUCGCCACACAUAGUGUUGUGUGUUUCUUCCAAACAACUCAACUUUGGUUUCAUCUGUCCACAGAAUAUUUUGCCAGUACUGCUGUGGAACAUCCAGGUGCUCCUGUGCAAACUGUAAACGUGCAGCAAUGUUUUGUUUGGACAGCAGUGGCUUCCUCUGUGGUAUCCUCCCAUGAAAUCCAUUCUUGUUUAGUGUUUUACGUAUUGUAGAUUCGCUAACAGGGAUGUUAGCAUUUGCCAGUGACUUUUGUAAGUCUUUAGCUGACACUCUAGGAUUCUUCUUCACCUCAUUGAGCAGUCUGCGCUGUGCUCUUGCAGUCAUCUUUACAGGACGGCCACUCCUAGGGAGAGUAGCAGCAGUGCUGAACUUUCUCCAUUUAUAGACAAUUUGUCUUACCGUGGACUGAUGAACAGCAAGGCUUUUGGAGAUACUUUUAUAACCCUUUCCAGCUUUAUGCAAGUCAACAAUUCUUAAUCAUAGGUCUUCUGAGAGCUCUUUUGUGCGAGGCAUCAGUCACAUCAGCCAAUGCUUCUUGUGAAAAGCAAACCCAGAACUGGUGUGUGUUUUUUAUAGGGCAGGGCAGCUGUAACCAACACCUCCAAUCUCAUCUCAUUGAUUGGACUCCAGUUGGCUGACAUCUCACUCCAAUUAGCUCUUGGAGAUGUCAUUAGUCUAGGGGUUCACAUACUUUUUCCACCUGCACUGUGAAUGUUUACAUGGUGUGUUCAAUAAAAACAUGGCAACAUUUCAUUCUUUGUGUGUUAUUAGUUUAAGCAGACUGUGAUUGUCUAUUGUUGUGACUUAGAUGAUGAUCAGAUCACAUUUUAUGACCAAUUUGUGCAGAAAUCCAUAUCAUUCCAAAGGGUUCACAUACUUUUUCUUUCAACUGUACAUGAUAGUGAGGGAGGUUUUAUCGACUGAAUUUCAUUUCACCAAGUAAAUGAAAGUAAAAAUAUGUGUACACGAUUUUGUCACUGAAAACUUUAAAUGUGCUUCUGAAGAUUACAUUGGCCAUUUGUACUUUAAUCCACAAAAGCUUUAUUAUAAUAUUCAUUGGUGUUACUUUGUUCAAUGAUCUACUGUGUUUGUGUUUUUUGUUUUCCUUAACAUUUUACAUUUGCAGCCAAUAUUUGAUUGGAAUGUGAAGCAGCUAUUUAUUUAUUUAUCAGCUGAAUAUUCAACUAGAAGCAAUGUAAGUAUGUUUGAAUUAUGUUGGAUUUGGGGUUAUGUCAAGCCUCUAUAGCAGAUGUGCCCAAAAGGUAGAUCCCCAGAUGUUUUAACACUACAACUCCCAUAAUGCUUUGCAUGCAUUUAGAAUGACAAAGCAUCAUGGGAGCUGUCGUUUUAAAACAUCUGGAGAUCUACCUUUUGGACACCACUGGGAAGGUGAACUUACAAUAAUACAAUCCACUCAUAAUAUUGAGUGGCUGUAUUUUAUAAAUUAAUCAAAUGAGUCAUUAUUUGUUCUCAAAGGACCACUUUUUUAUUAUUAAUCUCUGAAAAAAUUGUCUUAAACAUGUAGUUAUCCACUAAAAACCAUUUACCAGCUAUUCAACUGAAAAUUUUAUUUUUUUGGCUAAAAUAACCUAAUUGGAAACAUUCUCUAAUUGCAUAGGUUUUCAGUGUGGCUAUUUUAGAUUAAAAUGCAAAAUUCCAUGGCUGAUUUAACAACAUAUCAAGGUUUAGAGCAAGGGUAAGCAACCUUUUGGCACUUUGGAUGAUGUGGACUGAAUCUGCCUUAGUGCUUGUAAAGCAACAGUGUAGAUGUAUUCCGCAACAUCUGGAAUGCUGUAGGUUGUCUAUCCCUGGUUAAGUGAAUAACUGAAUAUAGUUUGUUUUACAGCUUAGUCUCUGAAAUAUCAUAUUUAUAUUCUAGAAACAGCAAUACAUUAAAUGAAAAUUUGCUUAUUUUUAAAUGGUUUACCUAGGGUUAACAAGUGAGAUGAUACGCCACAAACAAUACAUAUAGGUUUGAUUAACUAGUUCCAGCCGAUUCAGUUGUUGUACUGCUUUGAACUCAAUUAGCUUGCCAAUACUCAAGAAUAAAUAUUAAAAUGUUUUCGCUAGUUCUAGAGAAGUAAAUGUAUUUAAAUAAAUGCCCCUUAUUUUAUUCGCUAUGAAAAUAUAACAAAUGUAUGUGAGAAAGUGAAAUUGAAUCCUUGGAAUUAUUUAUUCAUGCAGUUUUGGCAUACAAGCCAUUAGUUCAUAUUUAUGUAUCACAAAUAAGAAUACAUUUUCAGUCAGAGUGAUCUUGCCUCCUUAUUAUCAUAUGCAAUUAAAGGAACUAAAUGAAGUCACGGUGCCAGGAGGCCCCCGGGCUCACUUUUACCUCAAGGGGUUAAAUCAUAUUUGGUUUAACCUGGUUAAGCUAGCUCCCUUACUACCACCAAACCUCCCCCCCCCCCGCACAAAUAAUCUCUCACUCUCCCCCAAUAUGCGGGGUUGCCAUUAUCGAUUGAUCGCACCGCAUCCCCUACCUUUAAGUCCAUACUCACCUUUUUUAUUUUUAAAUUAAAUCUACUGCUUAUAACAACUGCACAAAGUGCUUCUGCACGGCGGUGUACUCUAAUUAAAGGACCACUAUAGUGCCAGGAAAACAAACACGUUUUCCUGGCACUAUAGUGCCCUGAGGGUGGUCCCACUCCUGUGGCGCUGAAGGGUGAGGAAUGGGUAAUCCCUUACCUUUUUUUUCCCAGCACUGGGCUCCCUCGGCGCUGGGACUCUCCUCCCUCUUCUGACGUCCCUGGCUGCAUGCGCAUGGGCGGCAAGAGCCGCGCGCGCAUUCAGCCAAUCCAUAGGAAAGCAUCUCAAUGCUUUCCUAUGGACGCUGGCGUCUUCUCACUGUGAAAAUCACAGUCCGCACAGUUAACAUAACGUUUGUAUGCAUGUAACAAACCUCUGUUAUGUCUCGACAUUUUUAUUGCAUGUUGUGAAUACCGUUGCCCUGCCUGUGGCAAACAUAAAGAAUUUCAAAAAACAAAAACACUAUUUGGAUAAUGAUUGGUAUGUUUAGUAAUAUAAUUUGCCAUGAGCUAGAAAGACUAAUGCAUUAUUCAUUUAAUUUGAACAGAUGUCAGUGAUAUAGAAAUUAGAUAUGUAUAAAUUUAAGUCCAAACCCCAUUGCCCUGCUUUUAAUUUCCGUAGUUAUUUUGUUCUUAUAGUCCUUCAUCUAUGUGGUCCCACUUGCAUGGUUUAAUUUCACCCCUUUUGUGUAUAUAUUGUAUUCCUGUGACCAGAAAAUCCCUUUAUGUUUAGUUUAGUACAAUGGAAUAUACAACCAAAAAGACGACAGUGUUGAAUUCUUUUGCACUUAACUCACAAUACUCUAUCAGAACAAGUACUGGUUUCUAAUGUUUUUUUUUUUUUUUUUUUUAACUUUAGGCUUUGAACCAAGUUGUUCUUUGGGACAAGAUCAUCCUUCGAGGGGAUAAUCCAAAAUUGUCUUUAAAAGAGAUGAAAUCAAAGUAUUUUUUCUUUGACGAUGGAAAUGGUCUAAAGUAAGCAUCUGGAAAAAAUAUAUUGUUUUAAUUAAAGCGUGCUAUAUAUUUUUUAUUUCUUUUCACGUAGCAAGUUCUUGCGAUAAAAUUUAUAAGGUGAAAGCUGACACAACUGAUGUCUGUUUACUUCUUGGCGCCAGAAUGUUCCGUGAUUGAUUUGUGGUGACAGAAGGGAAAGUUCUGUGAAAGAUCAAAAUGUCAGAAGUACUCUAAAGGGUUGCUGCUUAAUUAUCAUUGUUUGAUAUUCAGUGUACUACGAUUUCCUGAAAAUUAAUUACGUGGUAUUACUAUUUGAAAUCUGAACCUGGUAUUCAGGAACAGAGAUGUUAAAGUGUCUGCGUUUGUCUCCCCUGUUUCUGUCAGUGCUAUGUUUAAUAGCCAACCUACCUUAGGAGUGGAUGUUAUUGGCUACACGUUUUAAAGAAUGUUAAAAAUAUCCCUUAUACAUUGAAUGGUGCCACUACUUUCCAAGGUUUAAUAGAUGUUUGAGCCUAUUCAGGAACAGAAAGGGUGAAAUAUUAAGCUGUUCGACAUGGCCAGACAGUAGACACUCAGCUACAACUUCCUUGAUAAUAUGCCAGGUUUAAGGAUGGAAGUUCAUCAUUGGAAUGGUAGUUAAUAAACACUUGACUAUCCUUGGAGUACCUUUUACUUAUAUUUCAUCUCUGGUACUACUACAACUGCAGAGUCAAUGUAUUCAUAUCUAUUUAACACGCAAUACAGCUUUAAUAUAUGAAAAACAAAUGCUGUUUUAUUUUUCCAUGUGAUUAAAAUAUUUUUUUAAAUCUCAAUUACAUGCAAAUUGCAAGAUGUUUGCAUGAUACGAUUGUUUCAUGAUUCGUUUGUAUACUGCGACCAAAGUAUAUUAUUAUUAUUUUUUUUCUUUUUUUUUUUUUUUUAUUUUUUUUUUAUAAUUACACACCUUGUUCUAUUGCAGGCAUCCCCAAACUCUGGCCCUCCAGAUGUUGCUGAACUACAACUCCCAUGAAUAUAUUAAUGAAAUAGGCUGAGAGUCAUGGGAGUUGUAGUUCAGCAACAUCUGGAGGGCUGGAGUUUGGGGAAGCCUGUUCUAUUGCAUGUACACCAGAAGAGACAGAUUUGUGUGCCCCUCCCGUAAAAUUAUGGUUUCCAUACCAUUGCUACAGAAUUGUCCGGUUUUUUUUUGUGUGUUUUUUUUAUUACAUUGUGAUCUUAAUCUGAUUCUCUUAAAUGAUGUCUCUUAAGUAUUUUAUGUUUCAUGGUGAAAAAAAAAGAGUUAAAAUAAAUAAAAAAAAUUGCAGAUUAGAGAUAUCAAUAUAGAUUUUAUAUCUGUUUAUGGUAUGUUUGUGUCCAGCUUCUAAAGAUUGCGGGUUUUUUAUUUACUUAAAAGUACUCUUAUAUCUGAGAGUUUUCAGUCAUCUAUUGUGUCUUCUGUUUAUCCUGUUCUGUGCUGCAGUAGUUAUUAUUAUUAUUAUUAUUAUUAUUAUUAAUGUAAAUACAUUUUUUCUUACAGGGGAAAUCGCAAUAUUACACUCACUCUUUCUUGGAACGUUGUCCCAAAUGCCGGGAUCCUACCUCUUGUUACAGGUUCAGGGCACAUCUCCAUUCCAUUCCCAGAUAACUAUAAAACCACAAUGAGUUACUAAGUUACUGCAAGAAUAUUUUUUUUUUUUGUUUUUGUUUUUUUAUUAAAUAUUCCUGUACAUUUUGAAAAUAUCCUGCCUAAAUUUCAUACUUGCAAAAUAUAAACAAGACAUUCAUUUUACAUAAAGAGAUCCCAUUGGAGAAGGAAUCAUAUUUCAAUAAACUAGAAUAGCCAUGUGGCUAAGAGCCUCCCUGUAAAUAAAUCUGAAAAAAUGCCAUUUUUAUGUUUUUAUUUUCAGUUUUUACAUGUCUAUGUCCUCUACAGAAGGGAAAAAAGGACUCAUCUAUUCACAAUAAUGCAAUAAGUUGUUACUGCACAUUGUUGAGCCUUGUAACUUGACAAAAUCCAAAUGAUGUCCAUUUAGAAUAUUGUUGUUUUUUUGUUUUGUUUUUUGUUGUUUUUCUAUCCCCUGCUAUCAAAAUACAUAACAAGGAACAUACCCUUGUAUAUAAAUGAAUGUCCACUGUCUAAGCACUGUUUUUCAAUAAAACUACCAAAUGUCGUGACCAAGUCUGUUUUUAUUUUCUG
Messenger RNA from Pelobates cultripes (western spadefoot toad), 13811 nucleotides. The record is from the annotation of a GenBank genome assembly. NCBI's taxonomy places the organism in Eukaryota, Metazoa, Chordata, Amphibia, Anura, Pelobatidae.